AUUUGUGCUUUGUUUCAUUUGCUGUAAAUUUGCUAAGAAUGUAAUAUAAGAUUAGAAUAGUGUUUAUUUGUUUGCCUAUUUAUAAGGAACCCCAUUAGCAUUAGCUAAGCACUGCAGGAGAGAGGCCCCAGACAUGAGGAGGAACGCAUGAAGGCCAGGUGAAGAGAGGGACCCGACAGCAGGAACAGUGACAGAAGGAGACAACGCGUGCGAUUGGCAGCAGUGCAUUUGUGAGUAGUGUCUCCAGUGUCGUUCACCGGGUGCAGCCGUGUUGGGAGAGGGUCGCCAUGGCUAUAAGCCAGGGCCGCUUCCGGGACAAUGGUUCUGGCCCAUUGACUGUAGAAAACACCAGUCCGCAGGCGUGUGGGGUCUCAGAGCUCUGAUGCGCAUGGAAUUUUCUCUGGAGAGUUGCCGCAGUCAGGUAAGUGAAGUUAACAUUCCCAUACAAGUAACAUUUUUUAAAAGUUUUUUUUUAACUAAAUAGCUCUUUAUAGUUUCACUGAUGUCGAGUGAGGACAUGUUAGCAGCAUUUACCCAUAGGUUUAAUGAUAUUGUCCAGUAGCUUCUCACUGAGUUAAUAUGAACCUAAAACAUUUUAACUAUGUAUUUCUUCUAAAUGCUGUCUAAAUAAUAUCAUUGUCACAUGUCUAAUGGUACAGUUUGAACUACUAAAUUACCAUUUAUUAGUAAGCUAAUAAUCGCUAAUUGGCUUACACAAGCAAACGUACUUUCAGAAAAAGUGGGUAACAUUAUCAUGAAGUUAACUUUACUGAUUUAUAUUAUUUUAAGCAAAUGCCAAAGGCAUACACUAAUUUAGAGUUUUGCUCAUUAUUUAGUAAGAAAUAUAUAUUUUGUAUAACUUAACUGAUAGCAAUGUUAAUGAUAUGUUAAGUAAUAUGAAGUAAUGUUUCUAUUUUAUAGAAAGGUUUAAGAAUAUGCAAAAACCAAAUCUCUGAGAGAUGCAACCAGAAGACGAAUGAGAAACAUACUUGAGGCUGAGAUGACAGAAACACAUGGGUGAGAAUAAAAAAUCGUAAGAAUGAUGUAUGCGCAAGGGAUUGUUGCUCUGUCUCCAUAUCUGGAAGACCCAUAUUCACAACAUGGAUAUGAACAUUACUACAAUCCAGAGGGCAGUUCAGGAUACCUUGAGUGGCGGUUGAAGACCAUUCAAAGAAAAGCUGCGGAGGAAAGAAGCGCCUCGGUUUGCAAAUCUCCCAAAAUUGGUGGGCCAGGCCAUGGUCGAUCCAGACCACUCACCACUCAGACAGUGUUAUCAGAUGAGGAUGUAAGAGCAGCUAUUGCUCUUUUGAGACACUCUGCUGAUGAAGACAUCCUUAAAAAGAUGAAAGCUACCUUCUUUUAUCGGCAUUCAAUGGUUAGCGAUGAAAAGAAUCCAGCAGAUGUCUUCAUAGGCCUGAUGCGGUUUCUGGACACACCAGGACUGAUAGAACAAGAUUUCCGACUCCUUUUUUGUGAGGUCACUGCCAGCAAAUUCUUGGAGAGGUGGCCCAUCAAUCUCAAAGCAAAGGUUGUAAAGGAAAGUCAUGGAUUUGUCUCCACCUCAGAGCUCUUGGAGUUAAUGUGCAAUGCUGAGUCAGGCUGGGACAGUGACAUGUCUGCUAUCUUGCUGCUAUAUCUGCUACCACCAUCUGCACGAGGGCAAAAGAGACCAGGAAAGAUGUCUGCAUCUCAAGCUGUCGAUAACCUCAUCAAAUUCCCAAAGGCUGGAACCAGUGUACAGCAGCAUCUAGACAACAUCACCUGAAGCAGUCAGCCCUGCUUUCUUGCUCAGGGAUCCACAAGAAGCAGCAUGCACACCUUGUGAUUGACAAGCAUGCACUUCCAUGUAAAGUGACAGGUUCAGUAGGAUCCCUUGAUGAACUCUUUAGGGCCCAUUAUGUCUUUGGUACAUCAUACAGUUCAUCCCUGACCAACUUUUUCACUUUUCUGCAAACAACUAUGACAUUGGGGAAACGUCAUAUUGCUUUCUCUAGUGAGCAUCCUAGAACUGUAUGCUAAUGCAAGGGUUUGUUACGUUAAUUAAAUGACACUGAAAUGAGAAACAUAAUAAAUGCUGUUACUUUAA
This is a messenger RNA of Oreochromis niloticus (Nile tilapia), 2086 nucleotides long. RefSeq lists its product as uncharacterized. The record is from RefSeq and is a predicted model, not a curated record. The transcript has 7 exons. Lineage: Eukaryota; Metazoa; Chordata; Actinopteri; Cichliformes; Cichlidae. The coding region runs from base 1040 to 1765 and encodes 241 amino acids.